AUGCCACAACUAAACCCAAGCCCAUGAUUCUUUAUUAUAGUAUCCUCGUGACUAACCUACUCAUUAAUUAUCCAACCAAAACUACUAUCUUUCACCUCCACAAACCCGCCAUCUAACAAAACACCCGUAACCUCAGACAUUACUCCCUGAACCUGACCAUGAACCUAA
Messenger RNA from Malurus melanocephalus (red-backed fairy wren), 168 nucleotides. The record is from the annotation of a RefSeq genome assembly. Lineage: Eukaryota; Metazoa; Chordata; Aves; Passeriformes; Maluridae.